Drosophila nasuta is the source of this 7486-nucleotide messenger RNA. RefSeq names its product ring finger protein murashka (gene mura). The record is from RefSeq and is a predicted model, not a curated record. NCBI's taxonomy places the organism in Eukaryota, Metazoa, Arthropoda, Insecta, Diptera, Drosophilidae. Bases 737 to 4564 code for a protein of 1275 amino acids. The transcript is spliced from 9 exons. Gene Ontology annotation, biological process: protein ubiquitination. Gene Ontology annotation, molecular function: ubiquitin protein ligase activity.
CGCGGUCACACUGAUCCACGCACACAUACACUUAUAUACUGCGCUUUGUCAGGUCGAGAGUUGCAAAGCAUACAUACAAUACAAUAUUUUAUUGCUGGUUUUGGUGGUAAAUUUGCAUUUGUUAAUGGCCGUGGCCAAGACAGACGUGCCCGCUUUUUAACUCAAACCAAACAAACAAACACACGUCUCUCUCUGUCUCUCUCAAUGAAAAUCGAUCAUCAAGUGUUUUUCAAUUAACUUGUAUCCCAUAUGUAAAAAAAAAACUACAAAAAACAAAAACAAAAUAAAAAGAAUAUAUCGAAACUAAAACAAAAUGUAUACUAAGUAACGAUACCGCAUAAGACUGUCAUUAUUAUUAUUAUUGCCGCCGCGUUUAUCUGUAUCUGUAACAGUACCUCAGUAUAUGUAUCUGUAUCUCACUGACCAACUACUGCAAAAGCGCAAACUUCAAACUGCACACACCUCAGCCUCAGCCUCAACGUCAAAGCUCAUGUUAAGCUCGCCUCCAUACGCCAACUUAUUAUAUAUCAACAUAUAUAGUAUUAUUCCUCGUACCGCCUACCAACAAAUACUACCAACAACAACAACUACUACCAACAACAACAACCAGAACCAUCAACAUUCUGCAACUCUUGGCAAGAGACUCGGCUUUAGUUUCUAAAUGAGUUUUGAAUAACCAAAAAGAAUAAAUAAGAAACCAAUUGCAAACGUAAGUUUCGAGGGCAACAGCCGCAGCAUGCUGAACUCCAAUGCCAAUCAUUCUGGCAACAGCCGUCGGCCAUUUUCGCGUAAUUCCUCAUCGGCCCGCUCCCAUCGCGGACGCAUGCUCUAUUCCCCGCAUCCCCACGGACAACAGCAGCAGCAGCAGCAACAACAACAACAGCAGCAGCAGCAACAACAGCGGAACAACAACAAUGGCCUUGUGCCGGGUCAUAGUCCCUGGUGCAAUGUCAAUCUAAAUCGCCACAAUAAUGACAGCGGCAAUAACAACAACAACAACAACAGUAACAACAACAAUGCCAAUAAAGAUGCAAUCGAUGGCAGAAAUUCAAAUUGCGAUGUACAAACAAGUAAUUCUAGCGGAACUUGUAUUUAUAAUAACAAUAGCAAAACGCAUCAUCACAAUAACAACAACAACAGUCUUAACCUUAAUCACAGUCAAAAUACCCACCAUAGUCAUCAUCAGCAUUAUCAUCCAACAUUAUCAUCAUCUACACAUUCCCACUCACAGUUUAACAGUAACAGUAACAGCCCCCAUAACAUUAACAGUAAUCGUACCAAUAGUUAUCAUCACGCCAUUUCCAACACUGCACACAACAACAACAUCAAUUGCAAUGAUAACACCAACAACAAUACUAGUAAUUUGAGUAGCAUUCUUCGUGCAUCACAGCAACACAAUGAAAACCACAAUCCCAACAUCCUGAAUUCGAAUUCGGGUUCGGGUUCGACUCCCAGCUAUCACAGCUAUUAUGAUAUGUGUCACAGUGCGUCAAGUGCGACGUCCGCUUUUGGUUCCAUGUCCGUGUCCGUUGUCAGACUGCAGAAUCCAGCACGCUUAUGUUUAACCGUUGCCACUCCUCCCUCGCCAUCACCGCGACGUUCCCCCCUCGUAGUGUCCUACAACAACAAUAAUAACCUGCAUUACUUAAGUCAACACCAAAGUUACAAUCAUAAUCAUCAAUAUCACAGCACUCAUCAUAACCCAAAUUACCAACCACAACCACAACACCAACAACAACAUAAUCAGCAAUUACUACUAGUACAACAACCACAACCACCACCACCACAACAACAACAACCGACUAAUCGCCAAUCCCUCCCGCUAACACGUACGAAUUCAAAUUCAACAACCGCAACUUUCAAUUCAACCAAUACAACAACAAAUAGUAACCCUACUGAUGUUGUGAAUGUCAAUUCUUGUACCGAUAUAAUUCCUCAUGGGUCGUCUGCGCCACAACAACAACAACAACUACACCAACAACAACAAAUGUGUUCACAACGGCAACAACAACUACAACGACGAUCUCAAAACCAAAACCAUCAUCAACUGUCGCCGUCGCUUCUUAUGAUCAACUUCAACCAAAUGACUGAUUCUCACAUUAACAAUGCAUCAAAUGCGUCACCCUCCUCCACCAAUAGCCACAACCAAGGCCCCUCCGGUCCCCCUCCUCUGCUGCUGGGACCGGGUCAUGGCCACCACAAUCAGCGUAGCUACAACAACAAUAAUAACAACAACAAUCGCAACGGCAACAACAAUGCGAAUGGCAAUGGCGGAAAUGGAAUUGGAAAUGGCAAUGGUAACCCUAAUGGCGGCAGCCCUGCAGAUUACAUGAAUUACCGUCGAGCCUGUCAACAUCACAAUAAUAACAACAACAAUAACUCGGGCAACGGCCACAACAACAAUCGUCGCCACAAUGGCAGCUACGAAAGGAAUCCCAACAAUAAUCACUUUGGUGGCAAUGGCAGCUCGGAACAAGGCCUAGAUCAUCGAUCUGAUGGCGGCUAUAGCUUUAUGCGCAACGGUGGCGGCUACGGUCGCAAUGGAUCCCACUACCAGCACAUGGGCAAUGGCUAUAACAACAACAAUGGUGCGUCCACAUCAUCUGCUGGCCAAGGUUUAAUGGGCGAUAUGCCCUCGGGAUCUGGACUGUCGGGCUCGACACUCUCGCUGAACAAUGGACCAGGGCCGAAUGGCCUUAACUCCGAUAGUCCAUCGCGAAAGCGUCGUCGUAUCUCAGGGCGACCUAGUCAAUCUCCGCCAGCGAUUUGGGAGCCAAGACGCUCACAGCGUGUCAUGAUGCAACAGGGAAGUCCACCAUUGCGUCGGCCACGUUUGCGUGAUGUUGUCACAUCCACACAGCAGCAGCAGCAUCAGCAGUAUGCCGCACAGCAGCAUCACGCACAACAGCAGCCGCCACCGCCCAACUACCAUCAGAUGCACCACCAUCAGCCGCAUUUCGUGUCGCAGCAGCAGGCGCAUCCUCAUGGGCAUCCACAUCGCUCGCCCUGGGAUCUAACAGGCCAAGGCUCUGGAGCUGGGGCUGUGGGCAAUGCGGCCGCUGGCAAUGCAGGUGCUGUUGGUCCCUCAUCCAGUAGCACAGUAGGCGCCAUGCUACAGCAGGUGCAGGCACCACCGCCACAGGCACCGCCCACACAUCAGCAGACGGUCUCUGCUGGUCCACCACCACCACCACCCACUUCGCUGAUGGUCGAUCUAAAUCUGAACCAAGUGCCCGUUAGCCUGGCUUUGCGGCACGAGCCCAUCUGGGCCUCCUUCUGCACGUAUCCGGCGCACGUCUCGCUGCCAGCGCAGGCUCGCUUGGCGCCCUGCCAUCUGCACGGCAUCUACACGCAACCCUUCUCGGCGGCACCCGCUGGACUGGCGGCUGCUCCACUGCAGGUGGCCCAGGUGCCAACGCCCACACAGGUGGCUGCGGCUGCCGCAGCGGCACAAGCGAUGAUCCAGCAGGCAACGAUCACGGCACAGCAGCAGCAACGUGAUGUGGCCGCCAUUGCGGUGGCCAAUUUGACACUGGAGCCGCCCACACAUCACUUGGACGGGCAUCAGGCAGCCGCAGCAGCGGCGGCGGCAGCAGCAGCUGCAGCAGCAAGUGCUCCGGUCGGUGCUCAAGCGCCACACUCACAUCCCCAUCCCCAUCAGCAUCCGCAUCAGCAUUCGCAUCCGCAUCAGCAUCAGUUGCCGCCAAGUCACAUCCACAUCGCAUCUAUGAGCGCUGCAGCGGCGGCGGCAACACAGCACCUACAUUCCACGGCCGCAGCGGCAGCAGCUGCCGCACAUGUGACACAGAUGUCGGCGGCACCGCAGCAGAUCAUCAUAUCGUCGGAACGACGCACAUUCCCGCCCCACAGGCGCAUUCCGCGCUUCUGGCCGGCAAAUCCUGGAGCUCAUCGUCAUGUGCUGCCGCCGCAAUCUCUGGCAGCCCAUCAGGCGCCCGUGCAGAUUCAAACCACCGCUGGCAUCAUCAAUCCGGGCUUCUUGCUCAAUUUCCUUGCUAUGUUCCCCCUGUCACCCUACAAUCAACACGACCUAAACUCCGCGGACACCAAUGAGACGGAGAACUAUGAGGCGCUCCUCAGUCUGGCCGAACGUCUAGGCGAGGCCAAACCCCGCGGUCUGACCCGCAACGAAAUUGAUCAGCUGCCCAGCUACAAGUACAAUCCAGAGGCCCACAAUGGUGAUCAAUCCUCCUGCGUCGUCUGCAUGUGCGACUUUGAGCUGCGUCAGCUGCUACGUGUCCUGCCCUGUUCCCACGAGUUCCACGCCAAAUGUGUGGACAAAUGGCUACGCUCCAAUCGCACGUGCCCCAUUUGCCGUGGCAAUGCCUCGGAUUACUUUGAUAGCGCCGAUCAUCAGCAGGCAGCUCAAGCCCAAGCUCAGGCGCAAUCGCAAGUGCAAGCCGCGGGAGUUGCUGCCACUGCGGCAGGUGCAAGCAGCGUGGCAGGAUCAACAGCGACCAGUGGUAGCAAUGCACCAUCAUCGGUGGCUGCCGCAGUGGCUGCUGUUGCAGGCACUAACAAUGUGCAGCAGAGUCAGGCUGCCUAAGGAGUGUGUUAACAUUUAUAUAUUCAAGAGAUAACACCAACAAUAAUAACCACAAAAAUAUAAAUACUACACGCUUUCGCCACGUCGUCCAGGAUCGGAGCACAUCUACAAAUACAACCAAACAAACAAAUAAACAAAACACACACAGAGUUUGCCUACAUGAGUAAUUGAUAAAACGCGCAACGAAUCCAACUGCCAAAUCGCUUCCCUUUUAACCAGGCCACUUCAAUAGCUUGUUGUAGAACUAAACUUAGGCGGUAGUUGUAUGUAAGUAACAAAUAGUAACAGUAACUUGUAAUCAUAAUCAAAAAAAAAAAAACAAACAAAAAAAACCAAACAAAAACAAAAUGCAUACCACCAAGAUUUCAUUACAUACAUAAGUACUCUUCGUGCAUACGUAUCGAUAGUCAAUAAUCGAUAGUAUUGUUAAAUGUGCUAAACUUGAGCGAACUAGAACUAAUGAAGUUGAAAGUCAUCACUGAUUUUUCUCCAGCAGUGCAGUGCUAAUGGGGGUCGAUAUUACAACAAAAAAAAAAAAGAAAAGAAUUGUUGAGCUCAACUGCCGCCUGUGCUUCUUUAUAGUUUCCUUGCAUCACAUGUAACAACCAACUUCAUAAAUAUCGAGUGCAUACUAAGUAUAUAUACCUGUACUAAAAAUGGUGUAUUUUGAAAUGUUGCUGUCCACACUCACACACACAAAUACACACUCACACGCUGCAUACAAACAUAUAUUAAUUAACGCUAUAUAUGCAAUUGAGACAAAGAAAAAAAAAAUGAAAGAGAAAAUCAAAUAUAUUUGUACUUGUUUAUGCUUUACGUUAUCUUAUUCUUAUAUAAACAUAUUACAUACAUACACACAAGCAUAUAAUAUUUGCAUUUUAUUUUAUCUUUAUACUUACAACAAAUAUUGUAUAUUAUACGAGCUGAACCCACUGAAGGAAGUUUUUCUUCUUUUUGCACUAAGCAAACAAAACAAAAAAAAAGGAAAUUAAAUUACAAAACAAGAAUAAUAUGUACUAAAAAUGGAAAUUGAACUCUUUCUAUUUUGCGUUUCAACAAUUUUUAAUUAGUAUACAUAAACUAUAUUAAACAAGCAACUAACUUUGAAACAUAUAAGCAAUCUUUGAAAUCGACUUAAAAAAAACACACAAUACCAAUGGGAAUCGUAUAGGAACGUUUAACACACAACAACAAACAUACUAUAUACAUAUACAUACACACACAUACGUACGUAUAUAAUAAUGAUCGAUAGCACACACAUACUUGCAUGCAUACAUAAUGAUAUAACUUUAGCAUUACAAAGAGUUCAACGCGGUACCCAAUUAUCUAGACAACCUAACCUCACUUUGUCCUGACUGACUAACUAACAAACUUGCUUCUUGACUCAGAUCGUGAAUGAUUAUCUUCAAAAUGCGACGGACUUUGCCAUUUCAACGGGGCCUGUCAUAGUCACCUUGGGUAUCGGGUUGUAACAUACAUAUUAGUAUGGCAUGGAUGAUUAUCGUUGGGCUUAUCUAACUACAUACAUACAUACAUUUGUACUCUGUCGUAGACGUGUGCGUUGUUAUGCAAUUGCUAUAUACUUGUAUGUAUGUCGUGCAUAAGUACACAAUCCCCCUGCAUACACAUAAACUAAAAUAUUAACAUAUAUAGUGUGUUAUAUACAUACAUAUUCUAUCCUGAAUGGGAAUGGGGAGCUCCGGCAGCUCCAGUUCCGUAGUCUUUUGCCUUUUUCAAUACAGUAUGUAACGUGUUUAUCAUGCUCUACUUACACACCUAAAACCUCCUUGAAUUUGAAUCAAUGUGACUUGUCUAUUAAAAGUAGCACGCUGGCCGAGCAUCAGAUGCAUACAUAUGCAUAACGCGUAUGUGUGCAUGUACUUUAUACAUAUACAUAUAUAUACAAAUACUAUAUAUAUAUAUAUCGAUCUAUAUAGAGUUUUCUUCUCAAUUACAUAUGUACGACAUUUAUAUGCACUACAACUAGCCUAUGGAAUCCGUACGUUUUUAACAAUAUACAUGUGCUAGUAUAUAUUGAACAAUUACAACAAAUAACUAACAAUAAUAAUGUGUUAAUACUACUAUGUACGAAAAUAUACUUACAAACAACAACUUUAACAAACAAAUAACAAUACAGAAUACCAAGUAAAUUGAAAUGAUUCCUGCCCUCCAUUCGUAUCAAACCAUUAAAACUAACUCAAAACAACGUUUUUUAUAGGAUAUAUGGCAUUGAUUUUUUUGUGAGAAAUGCAUAUAUAUACACAUAUAUAGAUAUAUUGAGCAUAAAUGCAUACAUAUAUUGAAUAAAUUACAAAAUAGUGUAGCAUUUUUCCAGACAGUACAUAAUAAUACUAUCUAUCUAUAACAUUAUAAGCAUAGCAGAUGUGUUUUGCUUAUAGCCAGAGUUUUUUCCUGUAUUCUGAGAUAACUAUUAUACUACUUAAUAACUCCAAAGAAAAACACAGCUCUACAGUUUCCGGUACCCACCCAGGAAAGGUUUACGCAUAUUGCAUUGCAACAUUUUUGGGUCCGCUUAGCGUGGCUGACUACUUUAUCGAGUAUUCGAAUUUCGAAACAAGAUGAACACCCAAAACAAUAAUAAUGUUUUCAAACCUUAUUACAAAUGCUAUGCAUAACGUGAAAAUAAAAUAUAAAUUCUUGAUACCUAGUAUAUAAUGAUACAUAUAAUAUAUAUAUGUAUGUAAAAUGUGUGUGUAUUUAUUUUUAAUCUACAUAAAUGUAAAUGGUAUUUCCAAAAGACCAUUAUAAAAGGUGUUGUGCUUUUCUAGAAUUUUAUUAGUAGAAAGAAAUGUUUAUUUUUUGUCACAAUAAAUACAAAAAACCAAAAAACUAAAACGUUAUAAUAAACAAAAAAAAAAGAAAAAAUUAUAAAAGCAAAUAUAUAUAUAUACAUAUAUACAU